UUUCAGAGACAGGGGUAAUUGAGGAAACAGAAUUUUCUGGAAAACACAGGAUUCUUCCUCCACUUCAUAUAAGUAUCCUACUGCUCGUGUUUUCUCGCAUUGUGUUACAGCUAAAUUCUCAAAGACACCAAUUUCAUUGCUCAGAGUUCCCAAAUUCCCCCCAAGAGAUAAAAUGUCUCUAAUCCCAAACUUCUUCGGUGGCCGGAGAAACAAUGUGUUCGAUCCUUUCUCACUGGACGUGUGGGAUCCCUUCAAGGAUUUUCCUUUCCCAAAUACGCUUUCUUCAGCUUCCUUCCCUGAAUUUUCUCGGGAAAAUUCAGCAUUUGUGAGCACCCGUGUGGACUGGAAGGAGACCCCAGAGGCGCACGUGUUCAAGGCAGAUAUUCCAGGACUGAAGAAGGAGGAAGUGAAGGUGCAGAUUGAAGACGAUAAGGUUCUUCAGAUAAGCGGAGAGAGGAACGUUGAGAAGGAAGAUAAGAACGACACGUGGCAUCGAGUGGAGCGUAGCAGUGGCAAGUUCAUGAGAAGGUUCAGAUUGCCGGAGAACGCUAAAGUGGAGCAAGUGAAGGCUUCUAUGGAAAAUGGGGUUCUUACUGUCACUGUUCCCAAGGAAGAGGUUAAGAAGCCUGAUGUUAAGGCCAUAGAAAUCUCUGGUUAAGCAAAAGCAAAUUGAUGUUUGGUCUUUUAUGUUUUAAAUUUUGUGUUUUUCUUUGUUCUAAUGUGAGUGAUAUGCGUGGGAAAAAUGUAGUGGGAGUUGUGAUUGUAUAAAGAAAUAAGUCGUUGUCGUGCGUUGGUGAGAUGUUAUGUGUGAAUUUUAAUGUAGCGCAUGAAACUUUGCAAUGGAGAAGCUAAAUGUUUUUUUUCUGCUUGCUGAGAACAAAUUUUAAGCUGCAGAAUGUAUUAUGGUAA
Molecule: messenger RNA, 909 nt
Organism: Glycine soja
Lineage: Eukaryota; Viridiplantae; Streptophyta; Magnoliopsida; Fabales; Fabaceae
Product: 18.5 kDa class I heat shock protein
Exons: 1
Coding region: 173-658 (161 amino acids)
Biological process (GO): response to hydrogen peroxide; response to heat; response to salt stress
Source: RefSeq, a predicted model, not a curated record